Limanda limanda (common dab) is the source of this 1768-nucleotide messenger RNA. Its product is annotated as BTB/POZ domain-containing protein 3-like. The record is from RefSeq and is a predicted model, not a curated record. Gene Ontology annotation, molecular function: protein binding. The transcript has 5 exons. Bases 281 to 1675 code for a protein of 464 amino acids. NCBI's taxonomy places the organism in Eukaryota, Metazoa, Chordata, Actinopteri, Pleuronectiformes, Pleuronectidae. Gene Ontology annotation, cellular component: cytosol. Gene Ontology annotation, biological process: dendrite morphogenesis; cerebral cortex development; neurogenesis.
AGAAGCGGCCGCUAGCACCUAGCUAGCUACUGUAAACAAAGCUCGUCCACAAACAGCUGAGAUCAAAGCGAGGAGAGAUGAAGGAAAUAAACCUGAACUGAGACUCGUGUUAUCUUUGAAUGUGUUUUUCCUUUGAUCUGUGGAAACCAGCGGAGUUGACGCUCUGUUAGCAUUAGCUCCAGCUAGCUUAGCUCCAGCGUCUCACCCUCGGACCUGAGCGGGGCUCCGGCUCGUCUGUGCCCGGGUGUCAUGAGCCGGACGGCGGCCUGACGGGACCACGAUGGCCGCAGAGCUGUUCCCCGGGAAGAAGCUGCUCCCUCCGGCCUCCGUCAGCCACCUCCACCGGCAGAACGAGAGCAACAACAACAACCUCCACCCGGGAGCUGCGAGCUGCUGCACCUGGCAGGGCCUGUACCCGACGGUCCGGGAGAGAAACUCUGUGAUGUUCAACAAUGAGACGAUGGCGGACGUUCACUUCGUGGUGGGGCCGGCGGGGGGGACGCAGCGGGUCCCGGGUCACAAGUACGUGCUGGCGGUCGGCAGCUCCGUGUUCCACGCCAUGUUCUACGGGGAACUGGCCGAGGACCAGGAGGAGAUCCGGAUCCCGGACGUGGAGCCCCCGUCCUUCCUCGCCAUGAUGAAGUACAUCUACUGUGACGAGAUCGACCUCUGCGCCGACACGGUGCUCGCCACUCUCUACGCCGCCAAGAAGUACAUCGUGCCUCACCUGGCCCGAGCCUGCGUCAACUUCCUGGAGACGAGCCUGAGCGCCAAGAACGCCUGCGUGCUGCUGUCUCAGAGCUGCCUGUUCGAGGAGCCCGACCUGACGCAGCGCUGCUGGGAGGUGAUCGACGCGCAGGCCGAGCUCGCGCUGCGCUCAGACGGCUUCUGCGACAUCGACUCUCAGACGCUGGAGAGCAUCCUGCGGCGAGAAACGCUCAACGCCAAAGAGAUGGUGGUGUUCGACGCGGCGCUGAACUGGGCCGAGGCCGAGUGCCAACGACAAGAUCUGGCACCGACCAUCGAGAACAAGCGUCGGGUGUUGGGGAAGGCCAUCUACCUGAUCCGCAUCCCCAGCAUGGCGCUGGAGGACUUCGCCAACGGAGCCGCCCAGUCCGAUGUGCUCACGCUCAACGAGACCAACGACCUCUUCCUUUGGUUCACCGCCGCCAAGAAGCCGGACCUCUUGUUCUGCGCCAAACCUCGUAAAGGCCUGGCGUCGCAGCGCUGUCACCGCUUCCAGUCCUGCGCCUACCGGAGCAACCAGUGGCGCUACCGGGGCCGCUGCGACAGCAUCCAGUUCGCCGUGGACAAGCGGGUUUUUAUCGCUGGUUUUGGUUUGUACGGCUCCAGUUGCGGCUCGGCCGAGUACAGCGCCAAAAUCGAGCUGAAGCGUCAGGGCGUGCCGACGGCCCAGAGGAUCAUCAAGUACUUCUCCGACGGCUCCAGCAGCACCUUCACCGUCUGGUUCGAGUACCCGGUGCAAAUCGAGCCGGACACCUUCUACACCGCCAGCGUGGUGCUGGACGGCAACGAGCUCAGCUACUUCGGGCAGGAGGGCAUGACGGAGGUGCAGUGCGGCAAAGUGACCUUCCAGUUCCAGUGCUCGUCAGACAGCACCAACGGCACCGGGGUGCAGGGGGGGCAGAUCCCCGAGCUCAUCUUCUACGCCUGAGCCCGAGGAGCCGGAACACCGCGGACAUUCCUGCUUCACUGCCACAAUGACUUUUAUUUUGAAGUUCUCAGGAAGCUGCUGAAGGGGGGGGGG